Ostrinia furnacalis (Asian corn borer) is the source of this 818-nucleotide messenger RNA. RefSeq lists its product as uncharacterized. Lineage: Eukaryota; Metazoa; Arthropoda; Insecta; Lepidoptera; Crambidae. Gene Ontology annotation, biological process: mitochondrial respiratory chain complex I assembly. Gene Ontology annotation, cellular component: mitochondrion. Bases 153 to 809 code for a protein of 218 amino acids. The transcript is spliced from 4 exons. The record is from RefSeq and is a predicted model, not a curated record.
UGAAAUGUCAACAUGUGAGCAAAUUGGAAUGAAGAAAUAGUAAAAUAUUUCGAUUAAAACUAAUGUAUUUUCAAUAAAACCUCCAGUGUAACGUUUAGCCGUUACCCAAAUUUAAUUCAUCAGAGUGUACUAUUCACUAACUAAAUACCAUCAUGGCUGUGAUGAGAUCGGCGAAUAUUCCCGACGAUGCCGUGUUGCUGGACGAAAUGGAAGCCACUAAGCACGCAUGGGAGUUUGUGACCAACUGGGAGACACCUUCAGAUACCUGGGCUUUACGAUAUGGACCAGGAAUACUGGGCGGCGUCAAUGCUGUGUCUGGUCUCAUUAUCAACAGGCAUUACCGGACGAAGCUCAAACUCGGCCUUUAUGGUUUCUUAGCGUCUGCAAUACCUAUAUCCAUUAUGCCUGGAGUUCUAACACCCCUGUUCCAUAGAUAUUUAGUUUCUACAAAUAUGUUGUUGAUGAAAGAUGGAGCAUGCCCAAUGUGCUAUGAGCUUCGUUCAAUAGCAGUCCAAUGUGGACUUGGGAUUGCAUACCCAAUGGUUCUAGGCCCACUUUCUGGAUUGAUGUUUGCCCAUAGAUAUGGAACUGCUAGAAUACCAGACUUGAGGGAGGGCCCUAAGGUUGUGUUACAAUUUGUCAGGAAAUUGACUAGACCUUUCACAGCCACUCUUACAUUUCUAGCUGUGGCUCAAGUGGUAGCCUCCUCUGUUAUUACUUAUUAUGAAAUGAAAAAUAAUAUCACACUAAAAAGAAAAGUUAUGGAGAUAGAAAAAAUGUAUGAAGAAGAUUUGGCUAGAAACCAAUGAGACUUAUUA